This is a messenger RNA of Phoenix dactylifera (date palm), 2031 nucleotides long. Its product is annotated as aspartate--tRNA ligase 1, cytoplasmic-like. Gene Ontology annotation, cellular component: aminoacyl-tRNA synthetase multienzyme complex; cytosol; cytoplasm. Lineage: Eukaryota; Viridiplantae; Streptophyta; Magnoliopsida; Arecales; Arecaceae. The record is from RefSeq and is a predicted model, not a curated record. Gene Ontology annotation, biological process: aspartyl-tRNA aminoacylation. Gene Ontology annotation, molecular function: aspartate-tRNA ligase activity; RNA binding; ATP binding.
ACGGCAAACGUGACCACCAAGGAGGCAAUUCCUGGGAAAAACGUCGUCUUUUGUUUUUUUUUUUUAAUUCUCUCUCUCUCUCUCUAUCCCUCAAGCGGGCAAACGUCUUCUCUGGAAAGGGUUUUAUUCUAGGUUUCGGGGUUCUUGGCGUGCUGAAACCAUGGCAUCCACCGAGCCAGAAUCCUCCCAGACGCCUCCUCCCGCCGGAGAGAACGGCUCCGAGCUGGCGAAUCUCAGCAAGAAGCAGGCGAAGAAGGAGGCCCAGAAAGCCGAGAGGCUCCGCAAGCAGCAAGAGGCCGCUGCCGCCGCCACCGUAGCCGCAGAAGCGGACCCCUUCUCUGGGAACUACGGCGACAUCCCGACGGAGGAUAUCCAGUCCAAAGCGGUCAGCGGCCGGCAGUGGGCGGAGAUCGGGUCGCUGGACGCCGAGCUGGCGGAACGGAUGGUCCUGAUCCGGGGCGCGGCCCAGGCGAUCAGGCCUGUCAGCAAGAAGAUGGCGUUCCUGGUGUUGAGGCAGUACGUGAGCACUGUCCAGUGCGUGCUGGUCGUCAACAAGGAGUGGGUGAGCCCUCAGAUGGUCAAGUUCGCAACGGCGCUCAGCAAGGAGUCCAUCGUCGACGUCGAAGGGGUCGUCUCCAUUCCCAAGGAUCCCAUUAAGGGCACCACGCAGCAGGUGGAAGUUCAAGUGAGGAAGCUUUACUGUAUCAAUAGAGCUGUGCCGAAUUUGCCUAUCAAUAUUGAGGAUGCAGCACGAAGUGAGACAGAAUUUGAGAAAGCUGAACAGACUGGAGAGCAGCUUGUUCGUGUUGGUCAGGACACUCGUUUGAAUUAUAGAGUUCUCGACUUGCGUACUCCUGCAAAUCAAGCGACUUUCCGUAUUCAAUGUCAUGUCGAAGAUAUAUUUAGACGAUUUAUGCUGUCCAAGGGAUUUGUAGGGAUCCAUACUCCCAAGCUGGUUCCUGGAUCAAGUGAAGGUGGUGCAGCUGUAUUUAAACUGGACUACAAGGGGCAACCUGCUUGCUUGGCACAAUCACCUCAGCUUUACAAGCAAAUGGCAAUAUGUGGUGGUUUUGGACGUGUAUUUGAAGUUGGUUCUGUAUUCAGAGCAGAAGACUCCUACACGCAUAGGCAUUUAUGUGAAUUUGUAGGUCUUGAUGUUGAAAUGGAGAUCAAGGAACACUAUUUUGAGGUUUGUGAUAUCGUGGACCAUUUGUUCGUUGCAAUGUUUGACCAUUUGAGCGAGAACUGCAAGAAGGAACUGGAUGCAAUCAACAGACAAUAUCCCUUUGAACCUUUGAAGUACUUGAGGAAAACCUUGCGGCUCAAUUUUUUGGAGGGUGUCGAAAUGCUUAAGGAAGCUGGAAUAGAGGUUGACCCUUUUGGGGACUUAAAUACAGAGGCUGAGAAAACAUUGGGUCGGCUUGUUCGUGAGAAGUUUGACACUGAUUUUUAUAUUCUUUAUCGGUAUCCUUUGGCCGUAAGACCAUUCUACACCAUGCCCUGUUAUGAUGAUCCAGCAUAUAGUAACUCAUUUGAUGUCUUCAUUCGAGGUGAGGAGAUAAUUUCAGGGGCUCAAAGAGUACACCUACCUGAAUUAUUGACUAAACGUGCAGAGGCAUGUGGAAUUGAUGUUAAGACUAUAUCAACAUACAUUGACUCAUUCCGGUAUGGUGCACCUCCACAUGGUGGAUUUGGUGUGGGCCUGGAGCGAGUGGUUAUGCUUUUCUGUGCUCUCAACAACAUACGCAAAGCAUCGCUUUUCCCUCGUGAUCCACAGAGGCUGGUUCCAUGAGAAAGUUCUUUUUUUUAAGAGCGCCUUCAGCUCAGGAGUUAUGGCAGCUAAAAAGUUUUAGCAAUUGGAUUUUACAGUAUUAUCCAACCAUGGAAUGAUGUUAAGAGCUGAUGUUGCGACCUCGUAUGUAGCGUUCUAUGUUUUAUAAUGACCAAUACUCUGUAAUUAGCGGUAUCUACCAAGAGGAAUGACAUUUUUCUUGAAGUUCUGCUAUAAUUUCGAUCUUUUCUUUCUUGUUA